AUGCGCCUCCUCACUCCUAUGGCGCUCGCCGGUGCCAAUGUAGCCGUAUUGACUCAAGCAAAAAUGUUCCAUUGGCCUAAUCGCCAGAUGGAAUGGGUCGACACUACCAUCUUCGAGCUAAAUUUCUUUGAGAAUACAACUCUCAAUUGCGCGCCUAGGGAAAACACGAGGGUUGCGGCUCAAUGGAUUCGGUUGGCGUUCCAUGAUAUGGCUACGCAUAACGUGGACGAUGGAACUGGAGGACUAGAUGGAUCUAUCAUCUAUAAAUUUGACCGACCAGAGGUGGAUGUUCGCUGA
Marasmius oreades (fairy-ring Marasmius) is the source of this 297-nucleotide messenger RNA. RefSeq lists its product as uncharacterized. Lineage: Eukaryota; Fungi; Basidiomycota; Agaricomycetes; Agaricales; Marasmiaceae. The record is from RefSeq and is a predicted model, not a curated record. Bases 1 to 297 code for a protein of 98 amino acids. Gene Ontology annotation, molecular function: peroxidase activity; heme binding. The transcript is spliced from 2 exons. Gene Ontology annotation, biological process: response to oxidative stress.